Paramuricea clavata is the source of this 17118-nucleotide messenger RNA. NCBI's taxonomy places the organism in Eukaryota, Metazoa, Cnidaria, Anthozoa, Malacalcyonacea, Plexauridae. The record is from the annotation of a GenBank genome assembly.
AUGAUGAAUACUAUACUCCAACAAGCUGUUUCCUUUCGUUCAACCGUGCCAAUAUUGUUAACAUUGAGUGUGGCUCCGCAAUAUUUAUUUGCUUGGUCAUUAUGGCGUGCUGUGUCCUCGAUAUUGCCCAGGAAAGUGUACGAGUAUGUUGAUGAUAAACUGUAUGAUACGUAUCAGACUAUGGUUGUGUUCUUUUUCGAGAACUAUGCAGGCACUGAGGUAAGCCAUGCAAGUUUGAAUGGCACUAGUACUUCAUGUUGUAGCCCACAUUCCAAUGCUGACCCCCUGGAGAAAGUGCACUAAAUUACACACGUAAAAGUUACAAGUCUGCAAACAAGUUGUUGCAAAUCUGUUCACAAGUUGUCUUCGCACUGCUUGUUCCCAGUUGUUUUAACAAGUUUGUAACGCUGUUAACAACUUGUAACACGCUUGGUGGCAUUAUCUGACUUGUUACAAGGCUCUGCAGCAAGUAAUAAUAAUAAUUACAAUAUUUAGUCGGAGUCCACUCACGAAAGUGAUUUUCAGUGGAGCCCUGAUAAAACAAGAAGUAUAAGUAUAAGUCUGAUACAGCCAUGACAUAACAAGCAUAUUAUAAGGUUGUCAACACAAGCACAGAAUAGAUACAGGACCAGAAGUGUCACUCAGACGAUAUAUUUUGUCCGAAAUUUUACGAGUGCUGACGUGAAAAUACGCCAUCAUAUGACGCCAUCCUGGAGUGCACACGGAAGUUUUUCAUAGGAAAACAUAGGUCCAAAGUGCCGCCCGGGUGCACUCCAGGAUGGCGUCAUAUAGCACGCAAAAAAAUUUCGGACGUUUUCUUUCAGCCAAAACACAUAGGAGUGACACUUCUGGUCCUGUAUCUAUUCUGUGACACAAGGUUGUAACAAUUUGUUAUAUCAAGCAUGUAACAGACUUGUCAGAACAACCUUGUAACAAGUCUGAUAAUUUCGGCAAGGUCAUUUCAAGCAGUGCAAAGACAACUUGUUGACGGCUGGUUGACAAACUUGUUACAAGAUGUUAAAUUUUUUGCGAGUGUAACAGACGAUUUCAGGUCACUUUUCCAAGGUGUGGUUUCCAAGUUUGUUGUAAAUAUUCCCAAUUACAUUUCUAAAUUUGGAAUAUUGGGUGUGGAAAUUGCAAAGCCAACUUCACAAGUACCAAAGUACUAAACAUUAACUUCUAAUUUGUAGUCCUUUAACUACACACGUAAAAACGCACAAGUUAUAACAAACCUGCAGCAGACUUGUAUCAAUGCUGUUCCAAAAACUUGAAAACAGCAUGUGUUCGCACUGCUUGUUCCCAGCCUGUUAACAACUUGCUACAAUGUUGUUGAGCUCAACAGACUUGUUACAAGUUGUUCCAAUUCAAUUUGUUCUGCAAAUUCCAUAUCAUCCUGCAAUUCAACAAUUUUUCAGCAAGUUGUGAGUGACAACCUUGUAGCAACUUGAUAAAAUAACAGUAUUGUUACUAGUUAACAAAUUUGCUGCAAGCCUGUUAUGAACACAUCUUGUUGACAAGUUGUUGGAACAGCAUUGUUCCAACUUGUUAACAAGUUUGCUACAAUUAAUUAAGCCUUACUGUGAAACACAUCUUGUUGACAAAUUAUUGGAACAACAUUCUCACAACUUGUUAACAGGCUUGCUACAAGCUUGUUGGGAAGGCAUCUUGUUGACAAGUUGAACAGCAUUGUCACAACUUGUUAACAAGCUUGCUACAAGCCUAUUGCGAACACAUCUUCUUGAAAAGUUGUUGGAACAGCAUUGUCACAACUUGUUAACAAGCUUGCUACAAGCCUAUUGCGAACACAUCUUCUUGAAAAGUUGUUGGAACAGCAUUGUCACAACUUGUUAACAAGCUUGCUACAAACCUGUUGCGAACACGUCUUGUUGACAAGUUGUUGGAACAGCAUUGUCACAACUUGUUAACAAGCUUGCUACAAGCCUAUUGCAAACACAUCUUCUUGAAAAGUUGUUGGAACAGCAUUGUCACAACUUGUUAACAAGCUUGCUACAAACCUGUUGCGAACACGUCUUGUUGACAAGUUGUUGGAACAGCAUUGUCACAACUUGUUAACAAGCUUGCUACAAGCCUAUUGCGAACACAUCUUCUUGAAAAGUUGUUGGAACAGCAUUGUCACAACUUGUUAACAAGCUUGCUACAAACCUGUUGCGAACACAUCUUCUUGAAAAGUUGUUGGAACAGCAUUGUUACAACUUGUUAACAAGCUUGCUACAAACCUGUUGCGAACACGUCUUGUUGACAAGUUGUUGGAACAGCAUUGUCACAACUUGUUAACAAACUUGCUACAAACCUGUUGCGAACACAUCUUCUUGAAAAGUUGUUGGAACAGCAUUGUCACAACUUGUUAACAAGCUUGCUACAGCAAGCUUGUCAACAAGUUGUAACAAUGCUGUUAUUUUAUCAAGUUGCUACAAGGUUGUCACUCACAACUUAUUGACAAAUUGUUGAAUUGCAGGACAAUAACAAGUUGUUGGCAGGAGCAACUUGUAACAAGUCUGUUGAGCUCAACAACCUUGUCAACAAGCUGGGAACAAGCAGUGCGAACACAUCGUGUUGACAAAUUGUUGGAACAUCAUUGCUACAAGUAUGCUGCAGGUUUGUUACAACUUGUGCGUUUGUACGUGUGUAGCGAACAAAUCUUGUUGACAAGUUGUUGGAACAGCAUUAUCACAACUUGUUAACAAGCUUGCUACAAACCUAUUGCAAACAUCUCGUUGACAAGUUGUUGGAACAGCAUUGUUACAACUUGUUAACAAGCUUGCUACAAGCCUAUAGCGAACACGUCUUGUUGACAAGUUGUUGGAACAGCAUUUUUAUAACUUGUUGACAAGCUUGCUAGUAUUUUUACAACUUGUUAACAAGCUUGCUACAAGUUUGUUGCAAACACAUCUUGUUGACAAGUUGUUGGAACAGCAUUGUCACAACUUGUUAACAAGCUUGCUACAAGCCUGUUGCGAACAAAUCUUGUUGGCAAGUUGUAACGUUGGAACAACAUUGUCACAACUUGUUAACAAGCUUGCUACAAGCUUGUUAGGAAGGCAUCUUGUUGACUAGUUUUUGUAACAGCAUUAUCACAACUUGUUAACAAGCUUGCUACAAACCUAUUGCAAACAUCUUGUUGACAAGUUGUUGGAACAGCAUUUUUUCAACUUAUUAUUAACAAGCUUGCUACAAAUCUGUAGCGAACACAUUGGUUGUCACAACUUGUUAACAAGCUUGCUACAAGCCUGUGCGAACAAAUCUUGCUGACAAGUUGUUGGAACAACAUUGUCACAACUUGUUAAGAAGCUUGCUACAAGCCUGUUGCGAGCACAUCUUCUUGGCACGUUUUUGGAACAGCAUUGUUAUAACUUGUUAUCAUUUAGCUUGCUACGAGCUUGUUGGGAAGGCAUCUUGUUGACAAGUUGUUGGAACAGCAUUGUCACAACUUGUUGACAAGCUUGCUACAAGCCUGUUGCGAACACAUCUUGCUGGCAAGUUAUUGGAACAGCAUUGUUACCAUUUGUUAACAAGCUUGCUACAAGCCUGUUGCAAACACAUCUUGUUGGCAUGUUGUUGGAACAGCAUUGUUACAACUUGUUGACAAGCUUGCUAAAAGCCUGUUGCGAGCACAUCUUGUUGACAUGUUGUUAGAACAGCAUUGUCACAACUUGUCAACAAGCUUGCUACAAGCCUGUUGUGAACGUUUUUUGUUGACAAGUUGUGAGAUUUCACAUGUGUAACACAGUAACACACAUCGCUGACUGGUGUUUAAUUCAUUGGCUAUAUUAGUAAAAUACUGCACGUAGUGAAUUUGUGUUGAGAACCUUGGUACUUUAGCUCAGUACUCUGAUACUUGAGUAAGCAACUUGUGAAGUUGACUGUUCACGUUCCACGCCCAAUUUUCCAAUUUUAGAAAAGCAAUUGAAAAUAUUCACAACAAACUUUGGAAUCUUGCUUUGAAAAGUGAACUGAAAAUAGCAUACUUUCUGGCUCAUGUUCAAUGGUUUGUUGGAGUCUGCUAACAUGCACUCAGGCCAUUCUGCCCAGGGCAUUAAGACUUUGCUAAUAACUGUUUGUUGUUUUGUCUGCAGUAUAAAUUUCAAAAUAUGUGCCUUGGGUAUAUUGUUUCUCUUCAGCCACUUGUGCACCUGAAAUAUGUGGAAAAGCAUCUUGACAUUUCGGGUAUGGAGAGGAAUGAACUCCAGCUGAUUCUCGCAAUGAAUGGCAGUUAAGAAAUGUUUGAGAAAUUUUUAGGCUGAAUGGUUAGGGAGAAACACUACCCAAGGUUUUAUAAGUCCGACCACUUUUUGUCUUGGCCAGGCAUUUUUCCUUCCAACCACAAGAAUUACUCCAAUUGCAUUAAUUAAUUUAUUAACUUUUGCAGCUAAUAUUUUAUGGUGAUGAAAUUCCAUUAGAUAAGAAAGAAAAUGUACUGUAUUUAUGUAAUCACCAAAGUACAGGUUUGCGUUUAACUCCUUUUUUGCAUGAUUACAUCUAUUGUAGACUAAUAUGGCUUCACACCUCUCCGACAUCUCACCAGUCACUACUAUGGGUUAACCCAGUGCCUUUUUUCAGUGAGUAAAAUUGUCUGGCGUUAGGCAGAUUAAAAUAAUAAAGUAGGGUGCAAUGCAUCUGCUAGACAUUGGAAUGGGGAGGGAGGGGGUGCAAGUGAAAUUUACCGAGUCAUUUCAAACACUAAUUAAUAUUUUAUUUCAUUCGAGCGAAGGCCCUUUGGACGAAGGGUCUUUUCAGGUUGUUGCGUCCCUACCAACGAAGGCUUGUUAAUACUUUUGGCACUACCUACAUGCACUGGCACAGAUAGUUCAAGAUCAGAAAAAAGUCCACUAGAAUAUUUUUCGAUCUAUACCCAUUUGCAUGUUAAUACCCAUAGAGAUGCCUGCGGAGGAGGCCAGACUCCACCCAAAAACGUCUGCCACAUUUUGCAACAUGCUUUAUUUCAGUUGACUGGGCUGUGGUAGAUAUGAUAGCAAUCAGACAGGGGAGCAUGGGAUCUAUACGAUACAUUUUAAAAGACAGCUUGAAGUACUUGCCAUUGUUUGGUUUUUACUUCCCUCAGCAUGGUUGCAUUUAUGUGAGACGGAACGCAUCUUCUGAUGUCGUCAAUAUAGAAAGGUAUAUCUUCAAUUGGCUUCAGUUCAUAAUCCUUCAUUGAUACUCAACCUUAUUCAAUAGUUGUUAAUGGAUGAUUCCAGUUAUAGGCAAAAUUUUGAUCUAGACAAGAAGAACUAAAUCCAUUACCAUAGCUGGAAAGAGCAUCUUAAAAUGAGUAAAAUUGCGAAAUUUGGUUGCGAAUUGUUGUAAAAUGAGGAAAAUAUAGCCCUGUGACGAGGUUCGCAAAUUUUGUAUAUAUUUGUUUUACGCGCGUGAAAAAUAACCAUUUUUGAGCCGAAAGUGCAUGGUGAUUUUUACCGCGCAUAAUACAAAUAUAUACAAAAUUUGAGAACUUCAAAGGGCUAUAUAUUUUCUUCAUUUUACAACAUUUAGCAAACCGAAUCUUUGCAGUUUUACUCUUUAUAAGACGCUCUUUCUAGCUGUGGUGUUGGAUUUCGUUCUUCACUUCUUCUUGUCUUGAUCAAAAUGUAGUCUUUAGCUAGAAUCACUGACCCAUUAUUAACAAGUGAGUGUGUCAUUUUUUAGGAGGAUGAAAAAAUUUGAAGAGGAUAAGACUUCAGUAGGUUUAAUAUAUCUAUAUUCCAAAUAUGAAUUUUUCUAAUUGUCCAGUUCUAAUUCUUUGACCUAACAAACGAAAUUUAAAUUUGUGUGAUCAUACAGCGUAUUCCUUUCUUAAGAUGUGGCUUGUUAUAUUUCCUGAAGGAACGCGAUACGAUGCUGAUAAGCCUGAACAGAUAAAACAAAGUCAAGAAUUUGCCAAGAGCAGAGGUGGGCAAAACGAUAUACUUGUAUGUAGGAGCCCGGCAGUAGACUGUCUAGCUUCUCUGUCGUGAGAAGACAGUACCCAAAAAAUGGCGGAUGAUUCCAGUAAUGAAUAAAUUUUGAUCUGGGCAAGAAGAACAAAAUCCAUCACCACAGCUAGAAAGAGCGUGUUAAAAUUAGUAAAAUUGCAAAGUUUGGUUGCGAAAUAUUGUAAAAUGAGGAAGAUUGCAAAGUCAUUGGUUGCGAAAUGUGGGGCAUUUUCUCGCGGGUAAUACAAAUUAACAGAAAAUUUGCAAAUUUCGUAGGGCUAUAUCUUAUUUUAAAUUUGAAAUUGAAAUAAGAUAUAGCCCUACGAAAUUUGCAAAUUUUCUAUUAAUUUGUAUUACGCGCGAGAAAAUGCCCCACAUUUCGCAACCAAUGACUUUGCAAUUUUACUAAUUUUAACAUGCUCUUUCUUAGCUGUGGUAAUGGAUUUUGUUCUUGCCGAGAUCAAAAUUUAGUAAGGGUAAUUGAACAAUUUUUCGUGGUUGUUUUAAUUUCAGGUCUGAUUCCUCUAAAUCAUGUUUUGACUCCAAGGACGAAAGCCACCGAGGUAGGGUACACUUUGAACCAUGGCUAGAAUUAUGAAUCAAUUUGAAAUGCUAUCUUCAGUUCUAUAUUGAAAAAUUUAAUACAGUCAUGAUGUUAUGGUAUACAUGAAUUUUCUCACACAGAUUGCUCUCGAGACAUUAUCAGACCACUUUGAUGCCGUUUAUGAUCUGACAAUAGCUUAUAAAGAAAAAUAUGAAAAUAUCGUACCGAGAAAGAGACCUAAGGACUUACUUGGUUAGUCAAAUUAGCAGCAAGGGAUAAUGCUUUAGGUUUAGGUUUUGCUUAUACUGAAAGAAUAUCAUUCUAAUAUUAAUAAGCUCGUAUAAUUUCCUUUCACUGAAUCAUUUAUUUCGCGUCUUUUUGAAGAGUUUUUUGACUGUCAAGAUCCAGAAAUUCACGUUCAUGUCAGAAGACUGACUCCUGAUCAGAUACCACAGGUAUUUUUUAAAAUUUCUCAAAACUUUUAAUUGGCAAACGCUCCCUUCCGGCUCCUCCUUGUGCAAUAGUGGUAAUAUAUUCACUAUUUCUAGGGUUGUGAGGAAAAGAAACAGUGGAUUUAUGACGCGUUUUCUCUUAAGGAGAGGUAUUAGUAAAUUUCUUGCUUAUUUAUACUAUACAUGCACUGACGAGCUAGCUCAUUGGCAAAAACGAACACAUGUUAGGUCACUGAAAUGUAUAGUUUAACACAGUGAACACACUGGGUCUAAUCAGAUUCGGAGUUUUGGUUUCAAAAUUGGACUGAAAAUUAGUUCCAUCACACAGGACAACAUACGUAGUUUGUAAUUUUUAACAAAACAUCUUCACAGGAAAUUUACAUACAUCUUGCAGCAGCAUAUGUAUGCAAAUGUUGUAUAAUAUGCUUGCUUUCAAAAUUCCAACUCCGUUAUUCAAAUCGAAAUUGUCAUGACGUGUCGAAAAUUCUCAUUUCUGGAUCAAUUUGGUGUAAGGAAGAAACAUAUAUUUUUCCAAGCCCGAAGCGUAAAGCUAAAAUGUGUUGAAAUCAGCUUUUUUUACACAGUACAGAAUUAAUUUUUGUUGUUCAUAUUUUUCACUUUCAUAACUGUUUGAAAUAAAAAAAAACUCCUUGAAUUUGCUGUUUGAAAUAAAAAAAACUCCUUGAAUUUGCUGUUUGAAAUAAAAAAAAUACUCUUCAGUGAAUUUGCCUUCUGGUUGAACAUGUCAUUCAGUUUGAUGGACAUGUGUAAUUUGCUCUUAUAGCUUAUUUUCGCUCUUAUUUUGACAGCUGUUUUCCAUGAAACAUAUUCUAUGUUUUCAGGAUGCUAUCACAGUUUUUCUCAGAAGACAGCGAAGUCCAAGGAAGAUUUCCAGGCCCGUCUAGAAGACACAGAGUGCCUUUAGCCAGGACGUUAUCGUGGACAAUGUUUUGGGCGGGUGUUUUAGCGCCAUUUUUAGCUACCAAGUAUGGUAGGUCGAUAUACCUGAAGAGCUGGCUUGUAGGGAGUGUUGGUACUGUGUUAUAUAUGACAAUAUUGUAUGACAGAUUGCAGAGAUAGUACUAUGUACUUGGUGUUAAAUUAACAGAGGUUCAGAUUUGACUAUCACAAUCGCUACCUCCCACAGGCUUAAUACGCAUUUUAUUUGUUAAUCGGGUUGAAUAAAUGGACCUGAUUGGUUAAUGGUAGCGUUGGAAGUCACAAAAUCUGAACCUCUCUGAUAUGUCCAUUAGGUUUAUUGUUCCCAAUUUUGUAAGAAAGCGAAAGGCUUUUUUGUGUACACAAAUGAAAAUAUUUACGGGCUAGCUUAUGAACAGGAUUUGUUUAGACAGGUUUUAUGCAGGGUGUAUAGAAACUGGACAGUUCGAAAAUGUCCGCUAAACACCAAAUUCCGCCACCAAAUUCGUGAAAACUUUACCUCUAAAAUUAUUUUGAAAAGUAAAUUUUCUAGUGUAGGAGGGGCGCGUUGGACUUAAUGUACAUCAAUUUGUCAGGUACUUUGAUCAUUCAUAAAACACCUUCCAAAUUUGCACCCUAUGAAUUCGGAUUGCGUUUUCAAAGCCUUUCAUUUUUGUGCGCAAGCCAUUUUUUAAAGUGUUUUUUUUUUAAAGAAACGCCCGACCCCUGAGCCUACAACCCAAAGAGCUCUAUAUAUAUAUAUGGAUUAAGAACUCCAUUCAAAACUGAAAGCCAAAAUAGAAAGUGAAGCCACGGAUGGAGGAUAUUGGACCUCCAGACACAGCAGACAGGGCACUUAUGUAUAUAUGCAAAAUGGAUUAGGAGUUUCAGUUUAAAGCAAUGAACUAUUAUCAUAGACUGGACGCUCACAAUCCUUGGUCAUUGGAGUUAGCGUUCCAGUAUAUACAGUAUGUAGAGUUCAGUGGAGUGUUAUUUAACGCAAGAAAGCUUAAUUAAAGUAGCACUGAGAGUGACUGUAGUCCAAUUUAUAUUUCGGCCUUCAAAUUCAGCAUACUGAUCAGUGAUGACUGACGACACUUGUGUGUUGUCUAGAAUUAAUUUUUUAAAACUUUUGAACUGGAAAAAAUAGGCUGCUUACAAUUUCAAAUCUAUUACAUUAAUUACAGUGUUGAAACUUUCAAAUACUGGUUUAUACUAACAUUGAAGUUUCACGUGCGAUUGAAAAUGUUGGGUACGAACGACGGUAAUUAUUCAGAACAAUCUUGGGAGACCAAAAACACCAAAUUUGGUAUUGAACGUUCACCGGAAGUGAAAUCUACUUCCGGGUGUAAACUGCAUGGGAGGGUCAACUCAAAUAGUCAAUACAAAAGUUAACAGUGUUGGAAACAAGCCUUGAAAUAGCUACCCAGAAAACGUUGUUUUUCUAUAACUAACACACUAUAGGCUUGGUAAAGGCAAUUCCAAACUGCAGAUUCAUCUUCAAAUAUGUCUACUAGUGUGGAAUUCGAGAACGAAGAUGAUUUUAAGAAUGCCAUUUCAGAAUGCCGCUCAGACAACUUUGAGACAAACUGGUAAGCGAAAACAUGCAUGUUUUGGUACAAAGUUUAUUUAAUCGCGUGUGUAUGAUAUGUCGUAGGGAAGGUUGAUAUUAUAAAAAUAUCUGACUAUAAUGCUUGAUAAAUUCUCUAGAAUUAUGAUUCUUUCACAUUAGAUCGGUCGCUGUCGUUUUAUUCGACAUAAUGUCAGUUAAUACUGUGCCAUAUGGUAGAAUGUAGCUGAAAUAAAUGGGGAAAAAAUAAUUGCAAAAUUUAUUGCAACUUUACACAUGGUUUAGCAACAUAUUUUUGUGAAUGUCUCAAUUAUAAGAAUAAAUGUCCAUUUAUAAAUUCGCACGCUGUGGUUUCCAAAUAUUUGUAUUCCCCAAAUAUUAUUUUGAAAUAAAUUUAAUAUAUUCCUCACUGUAUAAAAAGGCUAAAGUUGGAAUUCUAGCAAUUCUAGUUGCAUUGUAAUUUUACUCGAUGUUUUCGUUUGUCGCGUAACUGUAAACAUCGAGCAUAAUUGACUCAGUGUCAUGUCUGUUUGUUCGUUGUUUGAGCGGAGAUUAAAAAACAUUUUAAUUUCUGGUUUAUUUCCAAAUUAAAUUAUUUUUGCAUUAUUAAAUAUGUACACAUAUGUGUUUGGGGGAAAUGUGUGCAUGUAAAACAAUAUUUUACGCGCAAAUACCUACAGUAUAAAUAGAUUAAUCUUCUUACAACUCCAUAAUUGUGCCCAAAUAAGGCACAAGCCAUCCAAUUGUGAGAAUAAUUUCAGUGUUAAUGCAUUAUAUCUGCUGGUGGUCAGUUCAUCCUUCAUACCCAAAAUAAUAAUUGAGCAAGAUAUGCACUUCAAUUCCAAUGAGCUGUGCAGUGGAGUUCAGCAUUUAUAUAAUAUAUAGUUUAUGCAUACUUGACCUAUAUGCUUGGCAAAAUUUUGUUCAUGAAUGACACGUUCAUAAGCAAACUAGGUUCUUCCCCACCCCAUUGCCAUCAUUGUUCUAACCCAUUGUUCCAAUCCAUUAAAAAAGCAAUCAAUCACAAAUGAAAUUUUACAAAUGAAUAUUACAGGGCUCAAAAUAACGGGAGAUAGGGUCUCCGGUCAAGAUGACCGGUCAACUUUUAGCCCCGAUCAAAAUCUGUUUUUGACCGGCCAUUGAUAUGCUUACACUAACAGUGAAACAAACUAUUAGAAACUUGCUUCGAUACAUCAUAGGUUCAUGUUUUAAUUCAAGAUGUCAGCAAUCACAUUGGAAGGCACAAAAAUAUGGCCAGUCAAAAUGACCGGUCGGUGAGGUAAAAAAGUGGCUGGUCAAGAGGCAUUUUUGGUCAGUCAUUGUCCUUUGACCGGCCGUUAUUUUGAGCCCAGAUGUUAAUUAGCUUGUGUUUGCUUGUCUUUAUCAUUAGAGUAAGUUCACUUGUCUUUAUCAUAAGUUCGCUUGGCUAGGCAUUAAUUAGUCAGGUGGCUGUCCUAUACAUGGCCACACCCAUAGUAUGUUUUGGUAACACCAGUUUUGACUUCCUGGCUAAAAGCCUGCUUUAUCACCGAGAACUUAGAGUAUGUGUGCAAACCUUGUUAAAUUAUAUCAAAUUGUAUGCUUAGGGUUUUAGCACGACAUGUAGAUCAGAAUCCCAAUCUUGUUACAUUGAGUGGGUUUGGAAACGGUGGAGCUGAGGAACUCAAAGAGUCUUUGGAGGAUGAUAGCGUGAUGUAUGGACUAGGUAGGAGUUGUAUGAUUUAGACAUGUAGCAAAAGUAGAUGUAGUAACUAGAUCAGCCUGCAUCUGGUAGGAAUGGGUUGGGAUUUUCCAUUGGUAUGUACCAUCAUACUCCGAUACCACCAGUGGAGUUGGCAUUGACCAGACUUUGCUAUGCAUAUUAUGUUUAAUACCUGAACGAUGGAAAUUUUCACGAAAUCUGUGAUGGUUGUGGACAUUUGCUAGUAAGAAAUGAGUCGAGCUCUAUGUAUUAAUUGGGUAAUUAGUGAAUAUGUGCUGGUCAUCGAGUGACCAUCAAAAUGGUAACGUAUUGUGGCAGGUAUGCAUCAUCACUGUGGAAAGAUGUACUGACCUGGGAAUGUCUGUAUAUGUUCUAAGCAUGUCAGAAGAUUUUUAAAAAUAAGUUUGCUUAAAUGGUCAGAAAGACCCAAGUACUGAUUUUUUUAGGGGUGCACCAGAACCAAUUUUUUAAGUUCCGGCCGGAACUGGAAAAAAGUUCCGCCCAGAACUUCUGGCUGGAACCGAUUCAUUAAGCGAUAUUAAUGGUCAUAUGUUAUUUGUCUGCUGCCAGACAGUCGGACACUUUCAGUCAUCAAGGAGAGAGCAUGCAAAUGUUAGAAUAAAAAGAUUGACUAUCGUUAAACGUCAUAAUGAAGUGUUAAUUAUAGUGUACAUUUUUCUUGUGUAGUUCAAAUUUCUUCCUAUGCUAUUCAAUAAAUAAACUUGAUGUUCAUUUAUCUCUCUGAAAACGACAAAGUUCCAGUUCUGUCCACGGUUUUUUUAUUAGUUCCGGCCGGAACCGGAACUCUGAACAAUCGGGGUUCCGGCCAGAACUAACUGGCUGGAACUGAGUUCCGGUGCACCCCUAAUUUUUUUAAGCCCAAAUAACUGAAUCCAAAUCCCAUCUCAGUCAAGGUGAAACUGGCCACAAAAUUCUUCACUGGAGGUCACAACACUGCUACAAAAUCCAAUCCCCAAUCUACAAGUGAAGUAGAACAACCCUUUAAUAACUUUCAUAGUGAGGUUUCAAGAACAAAUUGAUCAAAGUAGUACCGUGAAGUUUGUCUACAUCCACUGGAUUGGCAAGCAAGUUCCUUUCACAAUGAAAGGUAGAUAUGGCAUUGUUCGUGGCAGUGUCAACAAAAGCUUUCAGGUAAAUGUUGUCUACUGAAUUACCAUAGUUACAUGUACUGUCUUUACCUAAUUAUUUUACUCUUCAAAAGCAGAGACUCUUUUAAUUGUAUGAAUAGGUAUUCAACUUAAUGAGCUGCAGCAAUCAAUCUCCCCUGACGUAUAUAAAAUCAUCAGAUGUUAGAGAGAGUAAAAUAAUAUUGCAGGGUGUGUCACUGGUACAAUGUAACUUAAUGGGUUAACUAGACACAUAGGUAGAUUUAAUCACAUUGAGUGCAAGCACUCUCCCAUUGAUGAGUAAAAUUGUCUGGUCUUAGACAGAGUAAAAUAAUAAUGUAGGGUAGAUCAGGGUACAGUGCAAUUUAAUGGGUUAAUAUUUUCAUUUAAUUUUUUAAUCUAAUCUAUUAAUUUUAGCCCCACCAUGUGUCAGUUGAGACAGAUAAUGUUUCAGAUCUAGACCAUGAAGCACUACUGAAUGUAAUUAAUGAAAACAGGUACAGUUGUCAGAAUGUUUUGCUAUAAAUGUUUAAUACCCAAGCUUCAGUUUCCAUAUGAUCGAAAUGGUCGUAAAGAUUUAGUCACAAAUUGAGUCUUUCUCAACAACAUAAAUACAACGGUUUAAAACUGAAAAUAUGCAGAGUCUGGUUAUAAAUAGAGAAUAAUUAUGAUUGUUUACAGUGUAUUAAACAUUAUUUAAUUAUAAUCUGGGUGUUGAGAAAGAUUGUAACACUGUCUUUAUGACCAUUACAACCAUAUGGUGGAACAGCUAUAAAAUAGAGAGGCCGUUUUAGAUUUGACUACCGCUGCCAUUAAAGGACCAUUAACCAAUCAGAUGUGUUUGAUUUAUUCGAUCAACCAAUCAGAUGCAUAUGUCAGUGACUAGAAUGAGUCAGUGAGAGGCAGCAGUAGUGGAAGUCAAAUCCGAACCUCUCCAAUAAUCUACGUCAUGCAUAAAGUUACUCGCUAGUAUUAAUUCUGCCCCUUGAUGUUUUAGUGGUACAAAAAAUAAAGUCUUGGAUGCAGAGCAAGCAAGUGAAAGAAAGGUGAAUGUGAAAUUGUUUAAUUAUGUCAUUUAUACCCCGAACAUAUUAGUCAGAGCUUAAGAUGUUGUUAAUCUAGUAUGCGGACAUGACAAAAAGCACACCCUAAAUUCGCAGUGUCAGCAACACAGGUAACAAAUAUGGAUUAUUUUUGUCAACAAAGAUUAGUAUACAGGUGAAAAACAAAUUUGAACUGGUAACAAAUCCAAAAGAAAAUCAUAAGUAACUGUCUUUUGUCACAUCCGCGUACUAGACUUAGCUGAUCUUAAGUUUGCUAUUAUUCCAGUCAAUAUCACCCAUAGUAUCUGUACUAGUGUCUGGUGAUUACUUCAGGAGUUAGAGAGCCAUUGAGUGACCCUACCUCCGUAGAAGCUUAAACUCUGAAUUCAAAAUGUGUCUGCAUCAAAACUCAAAAACUGAUAUUUAGAAUUAGGAAUUCUGGAGUUACAGCUAGCCACUUAAAAGUCAUUUGGAAUAGUGGACUACAAUUAUUGUUGGGAACUUGCCCAUAGUGCAUUUUAAUUAAGGGCCACAGAUCUGUGGCGAGUGAGAAUGCCAGGAAACUCCCGCCAAGUAACAUUUGGCAUAGCCAUAGGUUUGGAAGCAUUUGGUAGGAUUAGUAAAGCUAAUUUUGUCUAGUGAGAGCCUUUGAUUUGGAGAAACAUGAGAAAUUUUACCAAACAAUGGAAAGUUUGUUCAUUAUAAAGUUACCAAAAUGGCAGCAUCUGGUGCAAGAAAUUUUCUUGGCGGGCAAAAUUUAUAGAAAGCAUACUGGACACUUGCGGUUUUAGAUCAGCUGUGGUUAUAUCUCCCUCCUCUCCAUUCAUUGUUGUUUACCUAACCUGACACACCAAAGUAAGAUGGUAACUGGCAUCCAAUAUUGAAAGGCGGGGGAGUGAAUUAAAGUUUGUCAAAAUAAUAGGUAGUCUGGGCAUCGGUGUUGCAACACUGACAUUUGAAAAUGAUUGUAGCUAUAUUCAAACUUUCUACAGACAUGGUGCAGGACUUGUUAAUAAACAUGUUCUGCCAUAUUGUAGGCGUAUGAUCGUGGAUUUACAGGACGCGAGACUGGCAAUAAUAAGAAAAGGGUCACAGGUGGUUUCACUGGGUUUCAAGGAAAAAGUGGCGGUAUGUAAUAUUUAUUUGUACGCAAUACCAUAAAUAUGAAUGAAGUAUUAUAAAUAUGAAGUGUGGUGAGCCUUUGUGUACUGCAAAACACAUAUGAGUCACGAUUUAGGAACAGUUACUAUUUUUAUACUUUUAGGGUUAGGAUUAGGGUUUGGAUUAGGGAAAGGAUUAGGGUUAGAAUUAGGGUUAAGUUUAAAAUACAAAAGAAUACAAAAUUACAAAAGUCCAAAAAAGUAACUCUUCCUAAAACGUGGCAGGUAUACAAAAACAAAUUUUGUGUAUAUAUAUUAAAGAACUAUGUGUGGGAAAUUUCUUAUAGCUUCAGUGAAAUUCGAUGAUUCUGUACAUGACGCGGCAUCAGAUCUUCGGAGUGACACAACUGAAACAAAUUGGUAAGAUUCUUUCUUCAUUUUUGCCCCCGUCAAGGUUGGGGUCUUCUAUUUAUUAGCUACAAGAGUUGCAUGAGAGUUGAUGAAAUUAAAGGUGAUUCGAUAUUCGCCAGGCCACCCUCGAUUUACAGUAGCAAGCCGGCUUUCUCAGGGGUAUAGGGCAGCGUUCGCUCUCGUUCUCUCCUUAAAAAGUUACUAUACCAGUUAGUUGUGUUGUCAAUAAAUUUUUUCCAUAUAUUAAUAAUUCGACCAUCCUUAGGUUCGUAGCAGGUUAUCAAGAUGGUAAUCCAAAGUUACCACUCAUUUGUCUCGGUUCUGGAUCUGAAGGUGUCGGUGGAAUAACGGAGAUAUUAACUAACGAUAUUGUGGGUUAUGCCCUUUGCAGAGUGGUAGGUGCUGAAGUGGACUAAAUUAAAAAACUCGAUAAUUCACAAGGAAAAGACAAAGCUGGAAAUCACUGCCGGUUUUAUAUGUGAUUAAAAAAAUUGUGUUCAUUUACAUAAACUUUACUUUUGAUUUUUUCGGCUUGGACAACGUUUAUUUUUAACAUUACUUCUCCAAUGACAAUGAACUCUUUAGAUGGGUCGUUUUUUUAAGCCGUUUAAAACGCUUGCAGUCCGUGCUCUAUCAGAUAUAAAACACUCGAGCUGCGCUCUCUGAUCUGAUAAGGCACUCCUGGUCAACUCCUGGUCGUGUUUUAAUACAUAGUACUUACUACUACUUAGGGCAACUUAGGGCAGUCCAAUUGAAGCUGCGAAUUGAGAUGGAUUAUUAUUGUUAAAUUAGUCGCAAAUGUUUACACUGACGCUGAUAUACAUAGCUAAAACUGCGACUCGCUAACUUUUUCUUGUUGUAAUUUCUAGACAGACGUUGUAGACGACAUAUCGACAGUAAAAUUUGUUUACAUUCAGUGGGUCGGAGAUAAUGUUAAACCGCUUGUCAAGGCAAAGACAAGCACGCACAAAGCUGACUUGGAACAGAUAUUUCAUGUAUCCUUUGUUUUGUAUGUUUUGUGUAGGUUCCUAAAUAAUCCAUGCAGAAGGCAGACCCUUGAAUUCAGUUUUUGCAGAGGCAUGAAUGAUGCGACAUGUGUGUAGCGCAUUGUCUACUGUGUGUUCUUUUAAAUACACCUACAUCAUCAGAAAGUCUGUUCAAAGUUUCUCCGAUGUAAAACUCUUUUUUCACUCCUUGGAGCCGCUAUCGUAUCAUUAUUGAUCGAGCCUGCAAAUGCCAAUACUUAAUAGUAGAUGAUGGUGGUGAUUAUGAUGAUGAUGGUGGUGAUUAUGAUAAUGGUGAUGACGAUCAUGGUGAUGAUUGUGAUACUAAUGGUGGUGGUGGAUAGUGAUAAUGAUAGUGGUGAUGUUCAUGAUGAUGAGGAUCGUGAUGAUGAUGAUCAAGGUGAUGAUUGUGGUAAUAAUGGUGGCGGUGAUAAUCAUGGUGAUGAUGAUCAUGGUGAUGAUGAUCAUGGUGAUGAUGAUCAUGGUGAUGAUGAUCAUGGUGAUGAUGAUCAUGGUGAUGAUGAUUAUGGUGAUGAUAAUCAUGGUGAUAAUGAUCAUGGUGAUGAUGAUCAUGGUGAUGAUGAUCAUUGUGAUGAUGAUUAUGGUGAUGAUAAUCAUGGUGAUGAUAAUCAUGGUGAUGAUGAUCAUGGUGAUGAUGAUCAUGGUGAUGAUGAUCAUGGUGAUAAUGAUCAUGGUGAUGAUGAUCAUGGUGAUGAUGAUCAUGGUGAUGAUGAUCAUGGUGAUGAUGACUAUGGUGAUGAUGAUCAUGGCGAUGAUGAUCAUGGUGAUGAUGAUCAUGGUGAUGAUUGUGAUAAUAAUGGUGGUUGUGAUUGAUGAUGGUGUUGAUGAUCAUGAUAAUGGUGUGAUGAUUAUGAUAUUGGUGGUGCUGAUUGUGAUAAUGAUGGUGAUGAUCAUAGUGAUGAUUGCGGUAGUAUGGUGGUGGUCAGUGAUAAUGAUGAUGGUGAUGAUUAUGAUAAUUGUAGUGAUGAUGAUAAUGGUGGUGAUGAUGAUAAUGGUGGUGGUGAUGAUGAUCGUGGUGUUGACAAUAUGAUCAUAUGGUAAUAACUGUGGUAGUGAUAAUCAUGGUGGUGUUGAUUAUGAUGGUGAUGGUGGUAGUGAUAAUGAUGGUGGUAUUGAUAGGUGAUGUGUGACUGACCAGAAGUGUACCACAGAAACACAAUCUUUCCUUAAUUCAAAUCUUAGCCCGCUCAUGCGACAAUAUUCGCCAACAGCCAAGAUGAGAUCAGUGAGAGCGAAAUAAUGGACAAAGUCCAAAGUUCAAGCGGAUCCAAGAGUCACGUGAGAAAUAACACUGAUUGA